AUGGAGCCCCUCACCAUUACUCUGAUGGCUUUUGACCGACUAAUAGCCAUCUCAUAUCCUCUGAGAUAUAACACUAUCUUAACUGAUAGAAAUAUAUUUCUGCUUAUAGUAACAGUAUGGACAGGUGGUUGCACAUGUACAGCGUCAACAAUGCUUAACUGUAUUUUGUGGAUAAAUUUUAGUCUCAUUGUUAUCUCAUACAUACGAAUAGUUUAUGCAGUGGUGAAAAUGUCAUCUUCUACGGAUAGACAAAAAACAUUUAGUACCUGCAUUUCUCAUAUUACUGUUGUGGGUUGCUUUUUUUUCUCAAAAAUGGCUUUUUAA
Hypomesus transpacificus is the source of this 324-nucleotide messenger RNA. Its product is annotated as olfactory receptor 10P1-like. Gene Ontology annotation, biological process: G protein-coupled receptor signaling pathway. Gene Ontology annotation, molecular function: olfactory receptor activity. The record is from RefSeq and is a predicted model, not a curated record. Gene Ontology annotation, cellular component: membrane. NCBI's taxonomy places the organism in Eukaryota, Metazoa, Chordata, Actinopteri, Osmeriformes, Osmeridae. The transcript has 3 exons. The coding region runs from base 1 to 324 and encodes 107 amino acids.